Messenger RNA from Zalophus californianus (California sea lion), 5019 nucleotides. RefSeq names its product short chain dehydrogenase/reductase family 42E, member 1 (gene SDR42E1). The record is from RefSeq and is a predicted model, not a curated record. Gene Ontology annotation, biological process: steroid biosynthetic process. Gene Ontology annotation, molecular function: 3-beta-hydroxy-Delta5-steroid dehydrogenase (NAD+) activity. The transcript has 3 exons. Bases 557 to 1738 code for a protein of 393 amino acids. Lineage: Eukaryota; Metazoa; Chordata; Mammalia; Carnivora; Otariidae.
CGGAGGGCGGCCGCCUCCGCCCUGCGGGGUCCGGGGUCCCGGCCGGCGGGAGCGCCGAGGGCAGAGCGGCUGUGGGCGGCCCCGCCUGUGCCUGCGCUCAGUGGUCGGCCCGGUGGUAGGGGGCGCGGCAGUGGGUGACGCCCACCCUGGUGGCGGGAACUACCCCCCUUUCCAGCUCUCUGCCGGAUUCCAAGGAGCCAGUCGCGCCGGGCUUUCUAGAAUGUCUCGGAGGCCUCAAACCCUGGCCGCUGGGUGUUUUUUGUUUUGUUUUGUUUUGUUUUAUAAAGAGCCGACCCCAAGCUCAGAGUUUUCAUCAGGCAUCUCUAUCUGGCUAGACUUGAUCAUUUGUUUUCAUCUCACAGUUCCUGGAAAUACUACCUUCCCUUAGACAAAUGAUUCUGAUUUCCCAUUUAAAGUGGGAAUGUGAGGGUCGCACUUAAAAUGAAUGUAUUUCUUGUAAAAAGGUAAAUAGGUUUAAACAAACAUAAUAGGUAGCGGAGGUACCAGGUGUGACAGAAAUUGUAAAGGUGAUCCCGUGAUCUUUUGACUGUCACACAUGGACUUCCAAAAAGCUCUAAAGGAAACUGUCCUCAUUACAGGAGGAGGUGGCUAUUUUGGUUUCCGCCUAGGCUGUGCUCUGAACCAGAAAGGAUUCCAUGUGAUUCUGUUUGACAUCAGCAGCCCUGCUCAUUCUAUUCCAGAAGGGAUCAAGUUUAUCCAUGGAGACAUUCGCCACCUCUCUGACGUGGAGAACGCCUUCCAGGAUGUGGAUGUCACGUGUGUGUUCCAUAUUGCCUCCUAUGGCAUGUCAGGGCGGGAGCAGCUGAAUCGGAGCCUGAUUGAAGAAGUCAAUGUGGGGGGCACAGACAAUAUCCUCCAGGUUUGCAGGAGGAGAGGGGUGCCAAGAUUUGUUUACACCAGCACUUUCAAUGUCAUCUUUGGAGGUCAAGUUAUCAGAAAUGGAGAUGAGUCUCUGCCUUACCUACCUCUUCACCUCCAUCCCGAUCACUACUCUCGGACCAAAUCUAUUGCAGAGAAGAAGGUACUGGAGGCCAAUGGUACCAGCCUGGUAAGAAGUGAUGGUGUCUUAAGAACCUGUGCUCUGCGCCCGGCUGGUAUCUAUGGGCCUGGAGAACAAAGGCACCUUCCCAGGAUAGUGAGGUACAUUGAGAGGGGUCUGUUCAAGUUUGUGUACGGAGAUCCUAGGAGCCUGGUUGAAUUUGUCCAUGUGGAUAACUUGGUACAGGCUCACAUUCUGGCCUCAGAGGCUCUGAAAGCUGACAAGGGCCACAUUGCCUCUGGGCAGCCCUACUUCAUUUCAGAUGGCAGGCCCGUGAACAACUUUGAGUUCUUCCGGCCUUUGGUUGAGGGCCUAGGCUACACGUUCCCAUCUGUCCGCCUGCCAUUGACCCUCAUCUACUGCUUUGCUUUCCUAACAGAAAUGGUUCACUUCAUUUUAGGUCAACUCUACAACUUCCAGCCCUUCCUCACCCGCACAGAAGUUUACAAAACUGGCGUCACACAUUACUUUAGCCUAGAGAAGGCCCAGAAGGAGCUCGGUUAUGAGCCUCAGCCAUUUGACCUCCAGGAAGUAGUAGAAUGGUUUAAAGCCCAUGGUCAUGGCAGAAGUCCUGGGAAUCAUGACUCUGAGUGUCUUGUUGGGGAUGGGCUGAUGGCCUUACUCUUGGCUCUAGCUGUUCUCACGUGGCUGCCUGCUUUUGUGGUUCUGUCACUAUGAGGGAACUAGAAAUAAGGACCUGAACACACUUGCUGAGAUGGUUUUCAAGAAUUGUGAGUUUAAAAUGUCUGUCUAGGCAGGAGGGGAAGAAUGAAGGGGGGGAAAUCAGAGGGAGAGACGAACCAUGAGAGACAAUGGUCUCUGAAAAACAAACAGGGUUCUAGAGGGGAGGGGGGUGGGGGGAUGGGUUAGCCUGGUGACGGGUAUUAAAGAGGGCAUGCUCUGCGUGGAGCACUGGGUGUUACGCACAAACAAUGAAUCAUAAAAUGUCUAUCUAGAUCUAAAUAUAUCUAUAGAUAGAUAUCUAGAUAGGUGGAAAUAGAUAUCUGGUAGCAAAUUUGGCUCUUCAAAUUGCUACUUUAGAAUAGAUUCUUGGAUUAAGUCUUCAUUUCUUACCUUCUUGCACUAAUCCUGAUAGGAGAAAAAAAGAAGCAAAGACAAAGUUGAAAUGUAAUUUCUUGUAUCCUCCUUUAGAUGGAUAUGAUAGAAAUCAUACUGGAGCCAUGGAGCCAGACUGAGGAAGAUUGGAAAUGUCUUGAAUUUCUCUGAGCCAAAAAUGUACUUAUUUCUGUUCUCUACACUCUGCAUCCACUGAAAAUAGACUAAAAUGUGCACUGAUAUGAGAAUGGCAAAACACUAACAGGCUUGAAAAUGUGUGAAAAACCCCAAAUUGGGUCAGAUCCCUACAGACCAACCCUCUGAGGAGAUGGUAGCUGUUGAGAGGCAUUAGCUCUUCAUUCCUGUAGGAUUUAGGAAUCAGUUCUUACCCUUUAUGAUAAAAGGGCAUGACCCAUGUGUGACCGCGUGGUAACGUUUGAGUUUUAAACAAACAGAACUUUGUCUUACCUCAUAGGAUUCUUUUGAGGAUUAAAUUAGACAAGACAUAUAAAGUGCCACUCAACACACAAGCCAUUGUUUUUAUUAAUAUCGUUGCUAUAUAUUCCUUGUGAGGGUUUUCUUCGUCAGGGGAAUUCUGUUCAGAGGGUGCUGUUGCCACUAACCUUUCUGGAACGUCUUUGUGAUAAGCCCUCAGUCUGUAACAAGCAUGUUUGAAUAUACGCAGUGUUUGUAAAGUUUUGGUCUCUGAGCUUAGAUUGAAGUUUAGGAAACAGCUACAAAUCUGAUUAAGAAAGAUGAUCAAGCUAAUGAUGCCAUUUGUAAUUUAAAAAUGAAACAUAACUCUCAACUAGUAGACUGGUUUUCUUCUGGGAAGAAGUUGGGUUCUCAGAAGGCAACUUCCAGUGAAGAAUGUUUUGAACAAUGGAGGUAUUGUCCAGCCACCCUUGAGGCCUGCUGUGGAAGGCAUUCAAGGUGUCCUGUUGCACAGGAACCAAAGUGAAAAGAAGACAGAGAAUCUUUACCCGUUUCAUGAUUCCAGCUUCAGAAAAGACAGUAUUCAAGCACAAGGCAGAGAGAUUGCUGCAGAAGGUUACGUUAGAAUUGUGUUGAGAUUAUUGGCAGAAAGAGGAAGCUAGAUGAAUACUCCCUGGUAAAUGCUACCUGGGUAUUUUGGAAAAAGUGCUCAACCUGAUACCAGAACACCUGCAACCAUGAAGAUAUUGUGUGGCUUUAAUCCAGUAACUGAAGCCUCUUACUUUCCUCACUUGGGAAAUAGGAAUGACUUGUAUUUGCCUUUUCUACAAACCCACCACCCACCUCACAGGGUUUGUUGUGAGCACAAAAUAAGAUGUCGGGAAAGUACUUUUGAUAUAUAAAUUACCACAUAAAUAUGAGGUAGUGGUAGUGUUCAUUUUUGGUAAAAUGUUUUUGGAGUCUUCUAUUUUAAUUUUUUUUGUUGUUGGGGGCGGGUAGGGGCAGAGGGAGCGAGGUAAUCCCAAGCAGGCUCCACGCCCAGCACGGAGCCUGAUGCGGGGCUCGAUCUCACGACUCAGACCAUGACCUGAGCUGAAAUCAAGAGUUGGAUGCUUAACUACUGAGCCACCCAGGUGCCCCUAUCUUAAGCUUUUGCUUGUAUGAGCACCUAUGGCAUACCCAACAGUACAGGUGCUGUAGGGCAGGUUCCUCUGCCCUCUGCCACCUUACAGCCCACAAUGGCGUGGCGUGUCCACACGAGGAUACUUGAUAGUGUGGGUAUGUUCAGUAAAACACAAUGGCGUGGGGUGUCCACACGACACUGAUAGAGUGGGUACGUUCAGUAAAACCCACAAUGGUGUGGCGUGUCCACACGAGGACACUGGUAGAGUGGGUACGUUCAGUAAAACCCACAAUGAUGUGGCGUGUCCACACGAGGACACUGAUAGAGUGGGUAAGUUCAGUAAAACACUUGCCCACUGUUAUUGAGAGGCGUCGCAGCCUUUCAAAACAUGUUUUGAAUGAAGUCCUUCAAAAGAAUAAUAGAUAACUUCUUAGUUUUCUUACACCAAGUAUACUCAGUAUAGUGGGGUUUUGAUUGGUUUUGUUGUUUUCCACAAUCGAGAUCCACAUGAAAUUCAGGGUGGAUAUAUGGGGUCUCUUGUCAUCCAGGUGUGAGGUAUUUGGCUAUGCCACAACAUUUGACACUGUUGUCCACUGAAACAUAGUUCAUUCGCUGUUCAUGAACUCAUUCUUGGUCUUUCUCCUUGUAUUAGUUACCUAUUGUACUACCUCAAGAUCUACUACAAAUUACCCUAAGACAUAUCUUAACAAAUCACUCUUAGACAUAUGAUCCUAAAACAACAAACGUUAUGUCCCAGUUUCUAUGGGUCAGGCAUUUGGGUGCAGCUGAACUGGGUUGGUCUUGCAUAGGGUUCCUCAUGAGGGUCAUCUCGUGAUAUCUGGAAUGUGGUCAUCUGGAAGCCUGACUGAAGCCGGAGGAUGGCUCAUCCACAUGACUGUUGGCAGGAGGCUCCGUUCCUCACCGUGUAGGCAUCUCCAUUGGACGGCUUGAAAGUUUUCAUGACAUGGUAGCUGGUUUCCCCCAGAGCGGGUGAUCCAAGAGAGCAUGGUGGAAGGUACAAUGUCUUUCAUGACUUAUCCUCAAAGGUCACAACUGUCCCUCCAUAAUAUACUGUUUACACAGGUCAGUCCUAUUCAGUGUGGGAAGGAAGUACCCAAAGGUGUGAAUACCAGAAGGUGGGGGAAGGUUGGAGGCCAUCUUGGAAGCUGGGCUCUUGGUUCCAUCCUCUGAGUCUCCUUUUUCCAUUAAAGGUAGCCCAUGUUUACAGCUACAUCGUUUUCUCAGCCUGCUGACACCCAGCAGGAUUUGGGAGGUCUAAAGACCUCUUUACACUUUGUAGUGUAUCUCUUUUCAGCCCAAGCUGGUGGUGUUACUGCAAAUAUAA